UCUUAUUUUAUAAAUGAAUAAUAGAUUCAAAACAUAUAUAGUCAAAACUAUAUAAAGUUUUAAAUUUAAUCAUGAGAAAUCACAGAGGCUAGAUGAUCAAUGAUUUUUGUAUUAUUUGCGGAUUUAAGUUUCUUUAUGGUCCAGACUUCUGAGCAACUGCAAUAUGUAUCGAGCAGAGUAUUUUACAAAAUUCUUGAAUAAAUUAUCCAUGUGACGAAUUCCUUAUAAGACGAAAUUUCAUUACAUUUUCACCUCUCUCCAGCAAUCAAGAUACCUCGGAAACAUGGAUUAUUUAGUAGCUCUGGUUGCAGCUCUGGUAGCAGCUCUGGUUGCAGCUCUGUAUUAUCUAGCAGCUCUAGUUGCAGCUCUGGUAGCAGCUCUGGUGGGAGCUCUGGUAGCACCUCUGGUACUGGGUUUCACAGAUCAAUUUGUUAGAGAGUUUGCUACACGUGCAUUCGACUAUGCAGCCCCAGCAGCUUGGGAUUUUUGUAAAGCUUCCUUUGAAAGAAUGUUCAGACAGGCGAGAGAAGAUCCAUGGCGACAACUUCUGCCUGCAGACCAUUUAAAUUCAUACCUACUCCAGACAAAAAGCGGAAGUCAUGCAGAGAUUUUAACUGUCCAUGUGCGCAGAAAUGUGUCAAAUAUUGAAGAGGCAAGGCGGGCAAACCUUUAUGUGAAGUCUAAUAUUCGGCAUUUAGUGUUAAGCUGGGAGAACAAUGAAGAUGAAAGGGGAGAUGGAGAAUAUAAAGAUGAGGAUGUGAUGAACGGAUUGGAAGCUCACCCAAAUUUAAAAGAAUUGACUGUUGAAGGCUUUAUGGGGAAGAAUCUUGCAUCAUGGAUUACAAAGAUGAACAAUUUGGUCAAAAUCACCUUGAAAGACUGCAACAGGUGUGAAGUACUUCCACCACUUUCUAGAAUUGAGAGUUUGGAAAUCAAGAACUGUCUGAGGUUGAGAAAGAUCCCGGAUAGUUGUUGCAGAGCCUUGAAGGAAGUUAUCAUUGGAAAUAUGGAGAGCACCAUGAUACUAGAAACUAUCAGCAAAAAUGCUAGCUCACUCACCACUUUAAAGCUGGGAGGAGGUAAAUCAUGUCGUUCUACUUCUUCUUCUUAUUAUUCUUCAGACAUGGAAUCUAUAAUUAACGUGCUGCUAAGAAGCAAUUCGCUGUCUUUGAGCACAUUAGAACUAAUUGAAUGCAAGAGUGUGCAACGACUAACUGUUGGUGUCUCUCUUGAACGGUUAUGGGUUUAUGAUUGCCCUAAUUUAAUGAGCAUUAAACUAGAUGAUGAAGGAUCAGCUGGUCUCAAAUCUCUUUCAGUCAGAAAAUGCUCCUCCUCUCUUUUAAAUACGGUAUCUGCCCAAAUCCAGAGUUCCACACUUGAAAGAUUGAAAUUAGGCCCCUUCUUGGGGAACAUAGAUGAAUUUCCAUGGCCAUUCUCUUCUUCUUCAAAUUCAUUUCCCAACCUAGAUUCACUGGAAUUGUUUGGAUGGGAUAAGGUAAAGUCAAGACCGCUCUUUGAGCAACUUCAGUCCACCUUCCCUCGAUUGAAGGAAUUGAUUAUAAAUAAUUUCAAACAAGUGAAAGAUCUCCCUGAUUUAAUAUCCAGACUUCUAUUCCUCGAGAAAUUAAUAAUUUUGGAUUGCAAUAAUUUGGAUUGUUUGCCCAAGUUUGAAGAAUCGCAUAGGCUUCAACUACUGAAGAUAAUUCGUUGUCCAAGCUUGAGAGAGAGAUGCAUGAAGGACAGUGGACCAGAAUGGUUCAAGAUUAAGCAUAUUCCAAUUAUAAAAUGGGAAUGAAAGAAGUUGGCGUGAACAGUUCAACAAUCUAGAAAUACAACUGAUAUUAUUGUAUCUAUGGAUGCUGACUGAAUUAUGCAUUGUUGCUGCUAGGUGCUUACAUGUUCAGUGUUCACUAGCUACGGUAUUUUCUUUCCUGUUUUUUUUUUUUUUUUUUUUUUUGUGCCAAGUCUAUCAACUGUAAUAUCAUUUCAAAUUUUCAUUGCUAUUGUUGCCAGAAGCUUGAGGGACUGAUUUAAAUUUUGAAUAUGUUGUUAUUGACUUAUUGAGUUAUUUGGCUUUACUGGUCAUAGUAAAUUUGCAUUUGCACAUUAUCUUAAUAUUAAUCAUGAAUAUAAGUUUCCGGUGAAAUGUGUAGACACCAUAGGCCUGCUCCAUUUCACCAUUUGUUCUUCUAUCUCCUUGUUUCUGGCUAAAUUAAUAUGCUUACAAUCUGUUGUAUGAAAGAAUAUAGCCCCUGUGUUUCAGGAUAUUGAUAUUUAAGUAUUUUUUCAAUUAAAAUUUAGGUAUUUUUGUCCAUGCCCUUCCUAUUAUAAAAAUAACAUACAAUUAAACAAGACUUACUUGUGGGACUAAAUUAAUAAAUCAGUCCCAUAUAUUGCAUUUGGUCUAAUAAGAAAUUUCCUCAUAUCUUUUAUUUUGCCAUGUUAUUUCCUUAUAUUAUUGUUGUCCGUGCUUGUCAAAGCCAAAAUUCCAUUUUGCUUUAGUCCCAAUUUCGCCAGUUGGAAAUAUCCUCAUAUCUUUCUUUUCUUUUGUGUUGUUGGUGCUUGUGGAGCGUGUGAAUAGUGUAUAACUUAUUUGCUUGAAGAUAGUUUUGCUUGAGAUUUCAGCUUCGAAUGCUCAGAAACAGAAAUGGUGAUAUCAUCUAAGCACACUUGAUACAUUUUUGUGUUCUUGUUUAUUUGUUUGAUGUACUAGUUAUUAGGUUAAUUAUAUCAAGAAAUAGAAGAAGACUAUGGCAAUAUAGAUGCAUUAUAAAAGAGCUACAUGUGCUAAAACCUAUGUUACCCGGACUCGGCUAAAAGUGUCCAACAUGGAUACGUGUCCGAGUGUCGGACUCGGCAAUAUUUUGAAAAUUUUACACGUUUUUGGCCUAAAAUAAGUGUCUGAGUGUCAAUACCCAUGUCCGAGUGUUGAGUGUCCGACACGGGUACUCGAAGAAAAAUGAAGUGUCGGAGUAACAUAGGCUAAAACACGAGAAAGCAGAAGAUGAGUAACAUAAUAUUAAAAUAAGUUGUUUGAAUGCCAGCCUCUCUCAGUUCAACUUCAACUAUCAUCCUAAAAAAGAAAAGUAGAUCAUUAAUAUUAGAGAUACUGGUAUCAUUAAUAUCGAUUUCUGUAUUGAUUGAGUCCAAAUAUUAAAAAAAAACACUCAUAAAAUAUUUGGCACGUAUAAUUGUAAAAGCUUUAGGUCAUUUAUUUAUAUCUGAUUUGGAUUUUGGAAGUAAAAUAUGACACAAGUGUAGUUGUUAGGGAAAUGUUGCUUUCAGAGUUUUUGACACUAUUUGGGAGGAGGGAUCAGGGUAAUGUACAAGGCAAGCUACUGCAACUUCAAAUGCAGAGCGACGCCAUCCCUAAAUAAAGGGAUAGAGAGAGGUUGACUAGGCUGCAAACGCUGCCUUGCUUUGUUGUGAGUAGACAUCAAUAUUGUCAUGUUCUUUGGAAGGAUCGAACAAUCUCAGAGGUUUCCUUAAUAUUUAUGGCCUUAGUGAUGUUGCAAAUACAGAAGAAGCAAACAAGGCAAAACUUUAUGAGAAGUCUUAUAUUCAGUGCUUACUGUUAAGCUGGAGGAACAAAGAAGAAAGGGGAGACAUAGAAUAUAACGAUGAUGGUGAAAGGGAGGGAUUAAAACCUUAUCUAUAUCUGAAGCAAUUAAAUGUUAAAAGUUUCGAGUUCAGUGACCAAAUAAUCUCAUGGUGCAACUCUUGGAAGUUGGAACUGUAGGAUGACCGAUGCAGAAGUCAUGCUUACGGAUAGCCGAAUUAUACCAGUGAUCAAUACAAGAAAAGAUGGGCGAGGCUAUUGUAGCUGAUUUGGCUGGCGGAUUGCUGGGCAAGGUUGUUUCACUUGCAGCAGAAGAAGUUGUCCAGGCCUGGAAUUUUCAUGAAGAUCUCGACACACUUUACGAGCGCAUGGAAUCAGUGGGGGCUCUCUUGUACGAUGCUCAUAACAAGAAGUUAAUCAUGUCUACUGCCAAGAACUGGUUUGACAAGCUUGAAGCUGUUGCUAAUGUUGCUAAUGUAUUUAUGGAUGAACUUGCAUAUGAAGUCAUAUGAACUGGAUUUCUUUGCUCCUUCCAAGAACACCUUAUUGUAUCGUCUCAAGGUAGCUCAUAAAAUCAAGUCCAUUCAAGCUUCCUUUGAUAAAAUUUUCAAAAUGGCGGUAGAUCUGGGACUACAGCCUGUGGCUUAUUUAGGGUCAACGGUGCAAGAUGGAGACAUCCGCAGCACCCCUUCCUAUGAAGACAAGUCAAUAAUAGUUGGACGAGAUGAAGAUGUAUCGUACCUAGUUCAAACAGUGUGCAAAAAACAUGAAGAGGAUUUACAAGUCCUUGUUGUAGCGGGAAUGGGAGGUCAAGGCAAGACAACUCUUGCUCGUAUGGUUUUCAAUAGUGAUCAUGUCAUUACCAGGUUCCCGGAUCAGAGGAUGUGGAUUACUGUAUCAGAUGACUUUGACUUCAUUAAGAUUUUAAAUCAGAUGGUAGAAUCACUUACUUUAACCAACUUGGGGUUGACAAAUCCACAAGCACUUACCCGUAAGCUUCAGGAGAGUCUAAAGGGAAAAAAGUUUCUGCUCAUACUUGAUGAUGUCUGGAAUGAAGAAUCGGUGAAGUGGGAUAACCUGAGAAAUUCUUUGCUUGAAAUUGGUGGUGACAAAGGAAGCUGUAUUCUGGUUACCACCCGUAAACAAGAGGUCAUUGAUGCCAUGAGAAGUUGUGUGUCUUAUUGGCUGGAAAUAUUAACAGAGGAUGAAAGUUAUGAACUGUUCAAGAAAAUAGCAUUUUCAGAUGGAGGAUUUUUAGAGACUGAGGCAUUUGCGACCUUCGGGAGAAGCAUGGUGAAAAGGUGUGGUGGCCUACCUCUGGCAAUAAAGGCAUUGGCUGGGUUAUUAUACUCGAAAAAGUCUGAGCAAGAAUGGUUGGAGAUCCAAUGCAGUGAAACAUGGGAAUCAAAAAGUGUAUUGCCUUCCUUGAAGUUAUCGUAUGAUAAUUUACCUUCUUUGUCAUUGAAACGAUGUUUUGCAUAUUGCUCUAUUAUGCCAAAGAAUUCAUUCAUCUAUAAGGAUGAACUGAUACAGAUAUGGUUGGCAUUAGGGUUCCUCCUGCCCCCAAGAAGAAGUAUUGCACUGACGGAAGAUAUUGGCAGCAAAUACUUCAAAAUUCUGUUGGGAAAUUCUUUGUUACAAGACGAAGAAAAGGAUGAAUGUGGGAACAUCAUCAGAUGCAAGAUGCAUGAUCUAGUGCAUGAUCUUGCACUAGAAGUAUCUAAACAUCACUCGGUAUCUGUGAAGGCAGGUGAAGAGCUGAGUCAUGAUUGCAAGGCUGUAUACAUGAGGCUUGAUAACAGGGUUUCAAAUAUCAAACCAACAAUUCUGAAGAGAGCCUUUGAGAGAGUACAAGUAUUAUAUGCAGGGGCAGAUAUCCUUCUUCAUGUGUUACCUUAUCUCACACACCUGACUGUUCUGGUGUUAAAUGCGGAUGAUAAUCAGGUUGCCCAGGAGUUGCCAUUUUCGCUGCGCAAGAUGAAAUAUCUUAAACAUCUCGAUAUUUCACGCUGCCACUCUAGAUUGCCUACUGACAUCACAGAACUGUACAACUUGCAGACACUGAGAGUUUGGAACUUAGAUGAGUUUCCAAAAAGGUUUAGCAACUUGAUUAAUCUGAGACAUUUGUACAUUACUUACAUACUUUGUAAAAAGUGCAAGUUUAAUGGGAUAGAAAGGUUGACGAGUCUGCAAACCCUUCCUUUCUUUGUUGUGAGUAAAGAUCAAAACUGUCUUCUUGGACAACUGGGAGGGUUGAAAAAUCUUAGAGGUGAGGUUACACUCUAUGGCCUUUACGAGGUGGCAAAUAUUGAAGAAGCAAGAAAAGCAAAGCUUUGUGAGAAGUCCAGAAUUCAGUCUUUACAUUUGAACUGGAGAUAUACUGAAGUUGGUAAGGAAGGCAAAAUGAAAGACAGAGAAUACAACGACCAGGAUGUGAUGGAAGGAUUGGAACCUCAUCCAAAUCUGAAAACAUUAACGAUUGUCGGUUUUGAAGGAAAGAAGUUUGCAUCUUGGAUUACAAUGAUGCUGAACUUGGUGAAAAUCACAUUGAUAUACUGCAACCGAUGUGAAGUACUUCCACCACUUGGUCAACUUCCCAAAUUGAGGGAGAUAAGGAUUGAUGGGAUGGGAAAUGUUAGGGUUGUGGGAGAUGCUUUUUGGGGUGGCCAAAGUGUAUUUCCUCAACUUGAGAGGUUGAAAAUUGCUAAUUGUCGAAGGUUGAGAAAGAUACUGCCUUGUUGUUUUCCGUCAUUGAAACAACUCCACUUUCAUUAUUUGCCAAAUCUAGAAGAAUGGGAAGCAGCAGUUAUAAGCAGUUGUUCUCAAAGUGAAUUUCCUAAACUUGAGAGGUUGGAAAUUCUGGGUUGUCCAAGGUUGAGAAAUAUCCAGAAAAGUUAUUUUCCGUCCUUGAAGAAGUUGAAAAUUUAUGAUUCGUUCAGUGAAAUGUUGGGAACUAUGAGCAGAGAUGUUAGCUCACUAACCUCUCUACCGCUUACGAGUAUGGGUGACGGAGGAGGAGACUCAUCUUCGUUUUCGAUCAUAGAAUCCCUGAUUAACGAUUCUUUGUCUUUGACCGAAUUAGAUCUAAUUCAUUGCCAGGGCUUAAAAUGUUUGACCCUUGGUAGCUCCCUUGAAUACUUAAAGAUCGAUGAUUGCCCGCAUCUAAGUAGUAUAAAUUUGGUUGAAGGGUCAGCUGGUCUCACAUCUAUUGGGAUUCGGAAACUACCCCCCUCUCUUCUAGAUGGGAUAUUUGCCCAAAUUCAGAGUUCCAGGCUUAAAUAUCUGAGAUUGGGUCCCUUGUCAGAAUUGGAUUAUAUUCGGUGGCCAUUCUCUUCUUCUUCUUCUUCUUCUAACCUAAUUCAGCUAAGACUGUAUGGGUGGGAAGAGGAUAAGUCAUUAGCGCUCUUUGAGCAACUCCCGUUCAACGCCUAUCCUGCGUUGACUGACUUGACUUUACAAUAUUUCAAAGGAGUGAAAGCUCUUCCGGAUUCAAUAGCGAAGCUUCCAUCUCUCCGGAGAUUAAGAAUUGAGGAUUGUUAUAAUUUGGAGAGUUUGCCUGCAUUUGAAGAAUCACAUACCCUUCAAUUACUGUAUAUAGUUGGGUGUCCUGUUCUGAGACAAAGAUGCCGUAAGGGUCAAGGGCCAGAAUGGUUCAAAAUUCAAUACGUUCCAACAAUAAUUUGGAAUCGUCCGGGGUGCCAGACUAGCAGUAGCUUGGUGAAUGGUGAUCGACUCUACUCCAUCUUCCCUGCCUUGACUGAUUUGUAUGUAGUAAACUUGAAGAAGAGAAAGCUCUCCCGAGUUCAAUAGCAAACCUUAUAUUGCUCACGCAGCUAGUUAUCUGGAAUUCGGAGAAUUUGGAGAGUUUGUCCAUGUUUGAGAACCAUGGGAAUUUGCCAAUUCUGAAAGAAUGAUACACGGAAGAGAGAAUGAUAAUCUAUAGUGCAUCUUAGUGACUUGCUGUACAUCUUACUUUUCAGGGAAAUACUCUAUUGUUGCCUCGAAGUAUUUAUGCUCUCUCAUAGUUCUUUAUUAUAUUUUUGUGUCUUCUGGGAUCAAUGAUCAAAUAAUAGUCAGGUUUAAUGAUCUAAUAUGCUUACAUCUCAUGGCAUAAUUGAUGCAGAAAUCAAGCCUAUUUUGUAGUGUUCCUAUUUUGACAAUUUCGUUUGGCCAAAUGAGCUGCGUUGUCACGAGUAUUGUUUACAUAA
Molecule: messenger RNA, 7767 nt
Organism: Daucus carota subsp. sativus
Lineage: Eukaryota; Viridiplantae; Streptophyta; Magnoliopsida; Apiales; Apiaceae
Product: putative disease resistance protein RGA3
Exons: 5
Coding region: 4025-7369 (1114 amino acids)
Biological process (GO): defense response to other organism
Molecular function (GO): ADP binding
Source: RefSeq, a predicted model, not a curated record